Messenger RNA from Colletotrichum chrysophilum, 1203 nucleotides. RefSeq lists its product as uncharacterized. The transcript has 4 exons. Gene Ontology annotation, molecular function: ATP binding; ABC-type transporter activity. Lineage: Eukaryota; Fungi; Ascomycota; Sordariomycetes; Glomerellales; Glomerellaceae. The coding region runs from base 1 to 1203 and encodes 400 amino acids. Gene Ontology annotation, biological process: transmembrane transport. Gene Ontology annotation, cellular component: membrane. The record is from RefSeq and is a predicted model, not a curated record.
AUGAGCGACGCCGACAAUUAUUUCGGCCCGCAGGUCAAUGGCUACUUUGACUUCACCGUACUCUUUGAGCAGAGCAUAUUGUCCAUCCUGCCCACCGCCCUUCUCAUCAUCCUUGCUCCGGUUCGCAUCACCUGGUUACGUCGCAAUGACAUCCGCGUUCGAGCAGGAAAGCUGCUGUGGUUGAAGCUGAUCGUUCUCAUAGCACUAUGGUCCAUACCAUCAACACCCAGAGCUCGCACCUCGGUCGCAGAAAGCGCGCUGGGCUUGAUCGAAGCAAUCGCCCUCGGUGCCCUAUCUUACACGGAGCACAAGCGUUCCAUCAGGCCUUCGGUACUCAUCGGCCUGUAUCUGUUUCUUACCAUCGUCCUCGACAUCGCGCAAGCCAGAACACUAUGGCUCAGAGACGGUCUGAGCACGGUCGCGGGCGUCUUUACUGCCUCUUUGGUAGUCAAGGUGGUCGUUCUCGCUCUUGAAGAGACUCCCAAGCGAGUUCUUUUGGCCAGCAGUGAGAAAGAUGUUGCCGUUGAGUCCACUACCGGUGUCGUCAGCAGAAGUCUCUUCUGGUGGCUCAAUUCGUUAUUCUUCCAGGGCUUCAGGCUUCUCAUCGGUCUUGAAGAUCUGGGUGCCAUUGACCCCAAAUUUGACUCGGCGCGCCUGCUUGGCAUGCUAGACAGAGCGUGGGCUACAAGUAAGAAGGAUAGCAAAUGGAGCUUGGUCAUCAGCACGUUCUGGGCAUACAAAAUCACCUUCCUUGCUGGUGUUUUGCCCCGUCUUUUGUUCGCGGGCUUCACGUUCGCUCAACCGCUGCUCGUCAACCGCAUAGUCAACUUCGUCGGCAGCCCUUGGGGGGAGGACUCAAGGAACGUAGCUGCCGGCCUGGUCGGCGCUACGGCUUGCAUCUACGUCGGACUUGCCAUAUCUCGAUGCUGGUACCAGCACAUGACAUUCCAGCUCGUAACCCUCUUCCGCGGCGGACUCGUGUCGCUCAUCUUCAAGAAAACCUUGGACCUAGACGCGUCGGCGAUCAAAGACUCCGCGCCAGUCACGUUGAUGAGUGUCGACAUCGAGAAUAUCGCAGUGUCUUUGACUUUCAUCCAUGAUAUCUGGCCUGCGGUUGUUGAGCUUCCAAUUGGGAUCUACCUCCUGUACCGUCAAGUCGGACCACCUUGCUUCCUCCUUCUCAUCCCCGGGCUCCGUGAGUAA